AGCGGAGUUACAGGAUUAACAUGGAAGGUAUGUAGACUUCUGUUACUGUAUUUGAUGAUUCACUGGAUCAGCACCAUGACCUUGCUCAAGGCAGCUGGAUACAAUUCAGUUUGAUAUUUUUAUUAUGCACUCCAUAUCUGUGGAAGGUUACCUUAUCUUAUCUCACGCAAUUGACACGGUUCAUGAAUACUACUCCUCAAGCACUCUAAUCUUUUGACCGGCACCACAAGAUGGGUAUGGGGCGCAUAAUAAAGCAGGUAUGUUGAUUAAGGGGCUCUUGAUUCAAAGAACUGAAGCUGUUAUCCCCAUCCAAGGAGCAAACCUGAAAAAUAGACAAAUACGACUAUAUGAAAACUUUUUGGACGACGUUUCGCCCAGGCAGGGGACUUCAUCAAGCGAGAAGAUAAUCCUAAAAGAGAAGGGUAGGUGGGCGAGUCCCCUGUGGAACGUGUAAUUGAAGGGGCGGAGAAAACCUUAGCUGUCUCAUCCCUUUGAGGUGUACUUUUUUUUUUUAGUUCAAUUUACUUCCAUUAAUACCUGAAAGUGGGCGUCAGGUCACACUGGUUGCUAAACGUCUUAGACGCUUCCUGGCUAUAGAGGUUCUGCUAAACUAAGAACCACUGUCAUGACCCCAAAAUGCAGAGGGCUGAUUCAAGGCACUUUCUCCUUUGCACAUCGUCCUCCUUAACGAUCAAUGCUCCUUCAUUUCAAUUCAUCAUAGAGUUGCGGACAUUUCACUGGGCCACGCAGGCGUUGCUCAAGUAUCAUUAGAUUAAUGGUGUAUAAUACCUACAACUAGACGAGUAUGACACAUGUACAACAGUUGGGUAUGAAUUGCCGAAACGUUUUGCCUGCUAUGCAGUUUCUUUCAGUUAUCUUCUCUACUGGUAUACAGUAAAUAUACUGUACAAUUAAAACCUCCACUUCAUUUGUGUCAUUUUCACCAACUGUCUACAUCAUGUCCUUAUCUUUACCAUGCGGUACGUCAGUCAGACGUUCAAUAAACUGGAAGAACUCGUAGAUAUUUAUUAGCAAUUUAAAAUUCAAGUUAAAAUUUCCCUCUAACAUUAGUCCACUACUUACCGGUUAUUAUUAUUAUUAUUAUAAUCAAAAAGAAGCGCUAAGCACUACUUACCGGUGAUUCAUACACCACUGAAGAAAAAGAAAUGAAAUCUAAUAAGGGGCUAUACAGCGCCUGGGAAAUGGAAGGCAAACAGGUUUAAUCAAAGAAAAAGAUCAAGAGCUCUUCAUCAACAUCAAGGAACCCUUUUAAAAAUAGAAAAGAAACCAUAGUGAAUAUACCUAGAAGUAUAUAUUUAUUAGUGAUUGUACACAGGGUUGAUAUUAAGCAAUUUCUUAGAUAUUGAGAAUUCUUGAUUAUUCAGGUACAAAUAAGAAAUCAAGGUUCCUUGUGCAAAUCAUGAUGCAGCUGUCAGCUGGUUAUCAACUCCGACAGGUAAAACAGCGUUCUAAACCAACUAACAAGCUGAAAAUUAAAAACCACGAGUUAUGUUCUUCACUGUUCCCAGGUCCUGAAGUUAGGGUGGGGGGCUCUGGCCACCACUGGGUGCGUGUGGACUGGGGGGACCCUGAUGGGGACCUCAGUAGUGGCGACUCUCCAGGGUCGUCGCAGGGAGGUGACCCCGGUCACGCCACCCCUAUUGAUGUCACCACCCCCAGGGCUGGUGAGGGUGUCAAUGAUUCCUACGAAGACUACCUAGAGUUGGCCUACGCUAAGGAAGUUCAGCCAGACACUUACCUCCAGGACGAAGACGGUCUGGAUGAAGGUCCUAUGGAGGAGGAGAUGGACCGCACUGAGGUCUUCCCUGAGCGUCCCACACAGGUGUACACGGUCCAACUCCUCUCACCCAGAACCGGAUGGACCACCAUCUACAGGGGCAGCGGGCGAAGCUGUGUGGUGGAGGGCCUGGCGCCUGCACAGUUGACCCAGGUUCGAGUUUGCCUGGUCCAAGACCAACUCACCUCUCCCUGGUCUACCCUGACCAUCAAGACCAAAAGUGUGCCGAGCAGCGGGCAAGACCUGGUGGAGGCGGUGCAGGAGGAUAAUGCCUCACUGGUGAGAGAUGUUCUUACAGACCUUCACAAGUUCUCCCAGAUGGAGCGUAUAGACCACGUGGUUGAGGUGGGUCACACGGCCCUGGUGGCGGCGGUGAAGGGUGGGUCACGGGACGCCCUUGCGGUGCUGCUGGAGAGGCGGGCAGCUGUGACUGUCCCUACAGGUGGCCCACACCUCACCCCUCUCGCCCUCGCUGCCUGGCUUGGCCAUUUACAACUGGCACGCAGGCUCCGGGCAGCCGGCGCACUCUGGAACCAGGUGGAUAGGAACGGGUUGACAGCGCUGCACUACGGCGUGGCAGGUCACCAGCUGGAAGUGGUGAAGGUGGCCCUGCAGGAGGGUGCUAAUGUAAGACUGCCCGCAGGAGGGUACUCUGUUCUCAGCCUGGCCGUCGCCGCCGCUCACAGGAGAGCCACCUCAGCCAGGUUGAGUAUGGAGGAGGUGGAGGAGGCGACGAAGAUGGUGGAGGCGCUGGUGGAAGGAGGAGCAGAAGUGAACCAGCGUGACGCUGGAGGGAACACUGCUCUCCACGUUGCCCUAACACUCGGUAUAUCAAUGUUAGCGCGGACACUGGUGAGUCUAGGGAGUGAAGCCCACUUGGUAAAUGGACACGGAUACACGCCUUCUCACCUGGCAUACCUUUCUGGACAUUCUUUGGAUAAGCCUACACCCAGAGACCAGGACAGGCCGCCCAUGGGGAAACUGGAAGCCCUCACCCAUCUUGUGGACGACGAGGAACUUCGAUAAUGCACAAGUGUUAUCGAAGUAGUGAGGCUUGUUAGGUAUCCCCGAAGUCGUAACUUUGAUAUUAUAAUUAUAAUCAUAACGAAGCGCUAAACCCCUAAGGGUCAUACAGCGGUACCUUUAAAAUGUUGCCUGGCUUUUUCCUUCCUCUUGUCGAUUUCAUUAUCGCUCAUAACCCGAGAACGCUUCAUCAAAUCGGCUGCAAUUUUUCAACACUUGUGUACGAUAAUAACAUGUCCUAUAACUAGUAUUGUUGAACCAACAUUCUC
Molecule: messenger RNA, 3090 nt
Organism: Cherax quadricarinatus
Lineage: Eukaryota; Metazoa; Arthropoda; Malacostraca; Decapoda; Parastacidae
Source: RefSeq, a predicted model, not a curated record